CGCUCCCUCGGUUGGCCCCGGGCCUGGCGGGGCGGGGCGAGCCCCCGGCGGCGGCCGGCGCUCCGCGCGGUCACGUGGCCCCGGCAGCCCCGCUCCCUCCGCGCUCCGCCAUGGCUGCGGCGGCCGCCGCCGGCUCCCUGCUGCUCUGCCUGCUCGGCCUGGCGCUGCCCGGCGGCAGUGCGCUGCACACCAAGGGCUCCGUGCCCCUCGACACCAUCACCUUCUACAAGGUAAUUCCAAAGCAUAAAUUUGUCCUGGUGAAAUUCGAUACGCAAUAUCCGUACGGUGAGAAACAGGAUGAGUUUAAAAAACUGGCAGAGAGCUCAGGCUCCAGUGAAGAUCUUCUUGUGGCUGAAGUGGGAAUAUCAGAUUAUGGUGAUAAACUGAACACUGAUCUGGGAGAAAAGUACAAGCUGGAUAAGGAAAAGUUCCCUAUUUUUUACUUGUUCCAGGAUGGUGACUUUGACAAUCCUUUACCUUACAGUGGCCACAUCAAGGCCGGGGCUAUUCAGCGCUGGCUGAAGAGUAACGGCAUCUAUCUGGGGAUGCCAGGCUGCCUCAAAGAGUACGACAUGCUGGCCAGCAAGUUUGUGAGCACCGCUGAGAAAUCAGAACGCCAGUCCCUCCUGAAAAAGGGGCAAGAGAGUUUAGAGAAAACUAAAGAAACUGAGAAGAAGUCAGCUGAACAAUACUUGAAAAUCAUGAGCAAGAUACUGGAGCAGGGAGAAGAGUUUGCUGCUAAUGAAGUCGUCCGAAUCACAAAACUGAUCGAGAAGAACAAAAUGAGUGAUGGGAAAAAGGAGGAGCUCCAGAAAAGCCUCAAUAUCCUUGCUUCUUUCCUGAAGAAGAACAAUGAAAAAGAUGAGCUCUAAUCUGUUGGAGAACUUUGUACAAGCUGUGAAACACUGUCAAGAGUCCUAACCAGUUCUCCUUAUGCAAGCAAACUUCCCGCUGACUUCAAGAGAGCAGCAGAUUUCCUUCUGGCAUUCUCAGAUUAGAAGAUGAAGAGGAAGACAUUCCUUAAAAACACAGUAUUAUAAAUGUUGGAAAAAAUCACCUUAAAGCAAGACACCAGUAUCGUGUCAUACUAUUCAAUAACAGUGUUAAAGCAGACCAAAAACAAAAAAGCACUAGAUUGGCCCGAAGCAUAUUCCUGGUGGUUUUUACAUCUGUUCCCUGGCAAACAAAUAACAAAAUUCAGUCUCAUAUUCCAUUUUACAUGUAAAUGGUACAGAUCGGGUGCCCCUCACAUCUCCCCCUUUCCCUGUUCUUAGUGUCCUUGAGUUUUAUGCUUUUUAACAUACCCCUCCUCCCACCUUUUGUUUUCCCAGUAGGGUUCCUUCUCUGAAUCUUGUUCCCCUUACCUGUUGUUUACUGAGAGACCUGGAGUUUCCUUUUUCUGCCUUCUCCUUCCAUGGCUCCUGUCCCUGUUUGCCUUGGGUAUUGGCCAAAUGCUGGCAGCAGGCGUAGUCGAGACCAGUCCUCCACGUAUCAGAACUUGCUCCUCAUCUGGCCAGAGCAGCCGUUUCAGCAAACAUUCUCCUGAAAUCCUUUGUGACACCGUGACAGAGCAAGUGGUUUGAGCCCUGAGCAAGGGCAGAGUCUCCUUGACGUGCUGUUACACUUAGAUCCGCCAUGUUCCACAAAAACAUGGUUUUUCAGACGCUGGUGAGGUAAAUUUGGGUGAGUUUUCUUAUGGCUGAAGAGCACAUGCAAUGCCUAUGCGUUUCGCCUGUCGUUCCCAUCCAAGCUUCAUUUCCCUGUUUCAGACUUGGCUAUGUGAGGUUUCAGUUGGACUUGAUGAUCUGAAAGGGCUUUUCCAACUUAAAUGAUAAAAAAAAAAAUAAGGGCGAGGCCAAUAAGGACAUCUGAAAGUCUCAAGCCAUAGUUAACAUAAGCUAUUUUCUCCAGUCUCAUCUUCAGAAGCGAUUGACACUGUCAAACUAAAGCUUCAUCAGCUUUUGGUAGUUUUAAAUAUUCAAGGUCUUGAAGCAGGAAGCUGAGGCAUUUGUGCCCGUAGAAGCCCUGAUUUUAUAGUUUUAAUGGCGAUACCUGGCCCAGGGAUCAGGUCAGUCCUCAGAAUUUGAUACCGCCUGUGCUGUUCGCGCUGUGUGGAAUUCCGAUGGCUGCUGGAAGAUGUAUUCCUGAUCAGGGUUGUGGAGAGUUGAAAAGAGACACCUGUGCGUUUUACCUUAAGACUACGCUGUAAGCCAAGCAAAACUGAUUUCUGUGGGAGCUUUGCUGCCUUUUGAAUCCUGCAGUGGGUACAAGGAGCAGAUAAUGCUGCAAGAUAAAAUGUAUUAAUAAUGCUAUAAUAAUUAAAAAAAUGUUCCAAUUAA
Columba livia (rock pigeon) is the source of this 2339-nucleotide messenger RNA. RefSeq names its product endoplasmic reticulum protein 29 (gene ERP29). Lineage: Eukaryota; Metazoa; Chordata; Aves; Columbiformes; Columbidae. Gene Ontology annotation, cellular component: endoplasmic reticulum lumen; endoplasmic reticulum. The transcript is spliced from 3 exons. Gene Ontology annotation, biological process: protein secretion. The record is from RefSeq and is a predicted model, not a curated record. Bases 111 to 872 code for a protein of 253 amino acids.